AUGCUGUAUCUAGUCGGGCUGGGCUUAGGAGAUGCCAAGGACAUCACAGUGAAAGGGCUGGAGACGGUGAGGCGGUGUCACAGGGUGUACCUGGAGGCCUACACGUCCAUCCUCACGGUGGGCAAGGAAGCGCUGGAAGAGUUUUAUGGAAAAGAAUUGAUUUUGGCUGACCGAGAAACAGUGGAACAAGAAGCAGACAGCAUUUUAAAAGAAGCUAAUGUUUGUGAUGUCGCGUUUCUUGUAGUUGGUGAUCCUUUUGGGGCCACAACACACAGUGAUUUAAUACUACGUGCAGUAAAAUUGGGGAUUCCAUAUGAGGUCAUUCAUAACGCUUCAAUAAUGAAUGCAGUGGGCUGCUGUGGUUUACAGUUGUACAAUUUUGGAGAAACAGUUUCCAUCGUUUUCUGGACAGACACAUGGAAGCCAGAGAGCUUUUUUGACAAGAUCCAGAGGAACAGGCAGAAUGGAAUGCACACACUGUGCUUACUUGAUAUUAAAGUGAAGGAGCAGUCUCUGGAGAAUCUAAUGAAAGGUAGAAAGAUUUAUGAGCCACCACGCUAUAUGAGUGUCAAUCAAGCUGCAGAACAGCUUCUUGCCAUUAUUCAAAACAGAAGGCUCCAAGGAGAAGCAGCAGACAUGACUGAAAACACCAUUUGUGUUGGCCUUGCCCGGGUGGGUGCUGCAGACCAGAAGAUUGUUUCAGGCACACUGCAUCAGAUGUCCACAGUGGAGUUAGGUGGUCCACUGCAUUCCUUGAUUGUUACUGGCACUAUGCAUCCUCUGGAACUGGAAAUGCUUAAGCUUUUUUCUGUAGAUAGUUCUAGCUUUGAAAAUAAUGCAUUUCAAUGGACCAAAAAAUAA
Molecule: messenger RNA, 861 nt
Organism: Indicator indicator
Lineage: Eukaryota; Metazoa; Chordata; Aves; Piciformes; Indicatoridae
Gene: DPH5
Product: diphthamide biosynthesis 5
Exons: 7
Coding region: 1-861 (286 amino acids)
Biological process (GO): protein histidyl modification to diphthamide
Molecular function (GO): diphthine synthase activity
Source: RefSeq, a predicted model, not a curated record